GGCAAGAGACUGUUGGCAGGGCUCCACUGGGGCGGGAUCUUAUUAUUUCAGAGGCUGGCCCAACACCUCUGGCAACUUUAGAGAGGACUUUUAGCUGACUCGACACAACUGACACAACUGGGGAGCCCCACAAUAAACAGCAUCUAACUACAGCACGGGUGGGGAGGGAGGAAGAGGUGGCCUCCACCUAUUCCCCAGUGAAGGUCAUUUUCACCCACCCUCUCCUUGCACCCCACUUCCCAGUUCUGAAGCCUUGGCAGGGGACAAAGGCAGUCGGUUGGGACCCUCCUCCUACGCUUCUCCCAGUCAAGCACCUCUGGAGCUGGAGGGCGGAGAGGCAGAGCCUGCCCGCUGGGAAGGAACAACCUGACUGAAGGGGAGGUCUGGGGCGGAGGGGAUUGGGCUGUAGGGCUGUGGAGGAGGGGAGGCGGAGGGGGCGCUUGGGCUUUCAUUCGAUCCAGCCCUGCCAGCCCAGCCUGCCUGAGACUACCGGCGCCAGCCACGCAGGCCUCAGAGAAGCCGGACUUCACGGGCACCAUGCAGUGGAUAAGGGGCGGAUCAGGAAUGCUGAUCACUGGAGAUUCCAUCGUUAGUGCUGAGGCAGUAUGGGAUCACGUCACCAUGGCCAACCGGGAGUUGGCAUUUAAGGCUGGCGACGUCAUCAAAGUCUUGGAUGCUUCCAACAAGGAUUGGUGGUGGGGCCAGAUCGACGAUGAGGAGGGAUGGUUUCCUGCCAGCUUUGUGAGGCUCUGGGUGAACCAGGAGGAUGGGGUGGAGGAAGGGCCCAGUGAUGUGCAGAAUGGGCACCUGGACCCCAACUCAGACUGCCUCUGUCUGGGCCGGCCACUACAGAACCGGGACCAGAUGCGAGCCAAUGUCAUCAAUGAGAUCAUGAGCACCGAACGUCAUUAUAUCAAGCACCUCAAGGACAUUUGUGAGGGCUACUUGAAGCAAUGCCGGAAGAGAAGGGACAUGUUCAGUGAUGAGCAACUGAAAGUAAUCUUUGGGAACAUUGAAGACAUCUACAGGUUUCAGAUGGGCUUCGUGAGAGACCUGGAGAAACAGUACAACAAUGAUGACCCCCACCUCAGUGAGAUAGGACCCUGCUUCCUGGAGCACCAAGAUGGAUUCUGGAUAUACUCUGAAUAUUGUAACAACCACCUGGAUGCCUGCAUGGAACUCUCUAAACUAAUGAAGGACAGCCGCUACCAGCACUUCUUUGAGGCCUGUCGCCUCUUGCAGCAGAUGAUCGACAUUGCUAUUGAUGGUUUCCUUUUGACUCCUGUGCAGAAGAUCUGCAAGUAUCCCUUACAACUGGCUGAGCUCCUCAAAUAUACUGCCCAGGACCAUAGUGACUACAGGUAUGUGGCAGCUGCUCUGGCUGUCAUGAGAAAUGUGACUCAGCAGAUCAAUGAGCGCAAGCGGCGUUUGGAGAAUAUUGACAAGAUUGCCCAGUGGCAGGCGUCUGUCCUAGAUUGGGAGGGUGAGGACAUCCUAGACAGGAGCUCGGAACUGAUCUACACUGGGGAAAUGGCCUGGAUCUACCAGCCCUAUGGCCGGAACCAGCAGCGGGUCUUCUUCCUGUUUGACCACCAGAUGGUUCUCUGCAAGAAGGACCUGAUCCGAAGAGAUAUCCUGUACUACAAAGGCCGCAUUGACAUGGAUAAAUAUGAAGUAGUUGACAUUGAAGAUGGCAGAGAUGAUGACUUUAAUGUCAGCAUGAAAAAUGCCUUCAAGCUUCACAACAAGGAGACUGAGGAGAUACAUCUAUUCUUUGCCAAAAAGCUGGAGGAGAAAAUACGCUGGCUCAGAGCUUUCAGAGAAGAGAGGAAAAUGGUACAGGAAGAUGAAAAAAUCGGCUUUGAAAUUUCUGAAAACCAGAAGAGGCAGGCUGCAAUGACUGUGAGAAAAGUCCCUAAACAAAAAGGUGUCAACUCUGCCCGCUCAGUUCCUCCUUCCUACCCACCACCGCAGGACCCGUUAAACCAGGGCCAGUACCUGGUCCCCGAUGGCAUCGCUCAGUCACAGGUCUUUGAGUUCACCGAACCCAAGCGCAGCCAGUCACCAUUCUGGCAAAACUUCAGCAGGUUAACUCCCUUCAAAAAAUAACUACAGGGAGACAGAUAAUUUUAAAAUAAAGUAAAUAUAAUUAUAUUUAUAGAUGGACAUUUUUUUGGAGAAGCACUGUUGAAAUUUAUAUAUAUAUAAAUAUAUAUACAGAUAUAUAUAUUUAUAUAUAGAGAGACACAUAUACACACACAGAGACCCUUGAGUACACACACACACACACACACACACACACACACAGAAGGACCAAAAAAAAAAAAAGUUUUCUGUUGUUUUGGGGAAGUGAAAUCUAUAGUUGGUAGGAAGAGGUACCAAUGACUUCUAAAUAUGUGAUCCCUUCUUAGAAGUUUUCUGUUUUUACCCUGUCUCCCUCCCCUUUAUUUUCAGAAAUUUACAUUUCUGUGUGUUCCUUUUCUAAUUGAGAUAAACUCUUUGCUCUCCUGUGAGUGAUUCAUUAACUUGUCAUUAUUACCAUAGAUGUGUUUGUAUUUUUUUUUCUUUCCUGAUGAUACUGAUGCUGAUAACUUUUGAAUUUACUUUGAUGUGAUAGAGUUUGGGAGUGUGUAAUUUUUUUUCCCUUUUACUUUUCAAUGGGUAAAGGGAAGAUUCACCUUUCUCAUCUCCCUCAGCUGACCAUCUGUGAAUGUUUCUACAGCUCUGCAGUUGCUCCAGACAGCUUUUUCCCUGCAUCUUCUGUCCUCAGUCAUGCCAGUCUAGACAUGCUCUGUUGUGCCCUGUGACAUAACUGCUCGAUAUUUCUAUUGCUUUCACUGUGUUUUAGAUGUCGUAGAGGGAUCAAAACCAAACAGAAUCAAGGGAGAGUCAGUAUAAUAAUUCUGAAGAAGACUUCUGUUCAAGGAACAUUCUGCAUUUGGGCUCUUCUCCUAGAACUGGGGGAUCCCAUAUAAUAGCACUGCUGGGUCAUGAGCAAUUUUGCAUCUGGGGUUUAGCUUGAACCAGUUAUUUUCUUCUUCAAGCUGUUUUGGUUAUGGUGUUCCUUUUAGGCCUCUCCUUCCCCUAACCUGAAAGAUCUGAACUUGAAGCAAAGGGACUGAGAUUCUGCUGCCCUGGGGGAGGAAUUCAACUGCCUCUAGUACCAAGUAAGCUUAAAGUUGGGAUUCCCCACUGGAAUAAUUUCAGGGGCCUGGUCAUCCCUGCUUCCAUUUUCAGAUUACAGACAGCAUUUAUGGGAGCCUAUGAAGGGUCAAGACAGAGCCCAUCUGACCAAGAUCAUCAGCUGCCUUCAAAUUAUUGACCUGGACAGGAUCCAAGGCUGACCAUAACCUCUUAAAGGAAAGAACAGGAAUGGUCAUGGAAAGAGGCAGCCCUAGCCCAAAAUAUGUACCUGCAGCUCCUACCACUCAAGUUAUGUGAGACUUCCCCCAUUGUUAACAGAUCGCAUGAACAGUCUUUCAUGAUUCCUUCCUUCUCCUCUCCCUGUUGUCCAUCUUUUUCCUGUUCUCCUGGCACAGGAAAAUUGCUGCUAUUAGCAUAGUUAAAGAAUUAGUCUCAUUCUAAGAAGGCCCUAUUUCCAACAUUGACCCAUCCCAGGACAUUGGAAACAAGUAAGUGUGGAGCCCAGGGAGACUUCUCUAUGGAGAAAAUAUCUGAGGUAGAGAUAUUACCCUCAGGCUGAUUUUUGGCAGACUUUAAUACUUAGACAAAAUUAACUUCUCCCACUAAGAGGCAGGCUCCCUAUUGGGUGCAGGAGUACCUAUUCCUCCUCCUCACAUAGUCCUUCAGGUUGACAGACCUUGAAUAGCAAAGAGGAUGGAGUACAAAGGAAUGAGAAUGGGCCCUGCUAUGGAGAACCACUAUAAUGAGGAAUCUAGAAAUUGUGAGUUUGCUCUGGAUCCUAGGAGAAAACUUCAUCAUGAAAGGACCUCAGCUUACUAAGCAGCAGUCAUGGCUGCAUGAGGCCCUAAGUAUGGCUGAACUGAUUGCUGCUCUAUGCCUCCUGACACAGACCAGGCCCUGCUUAGCCUGGGAAUUAUUCCUCUGUGGGAAUCAAAUUACAAGCUGUUUGCUUUCAUUCUGCCACAUUCAAAUUGGACUUGUGGGGUAAGCCAAGGGUAACCCUGAGCUGGGCAGAGGGCUGGGGCUCGGGACUGGCCACAACUGCUCAGCAAAUGAUCCAGCUACUGAAGUCCUGCCUUGGCAAGGAACCUGGUAUCCAGUGCAUAAGCUACAAUGGCUUCCCUGGAAAAGAGCAUUAUUUCAGUGGCUGUGUAGGCCUCCCAUAAGUAUACAUUCUUUUCCUACUUUCCAUUCUUCUCCACUAGGCUUAACCUUGAUGUGUUUCUCCAGGGGCUAGGAGCAAACCAAGAGGGAAUGCUUAUCAAGUCCCUGGGCCUACAACAUCUCUUAACCAAGUACCCUUGCCCUCCCUCCAUGCCCUUUUCCCCUGAACCUGUGUCCAAAGCUCCAGGAUCAGGAAUAUUACCUCUUGCCAUCCACCUCUUAUCUACCCAAACCGCUGGCCUCACCAGAUGCCAAUAACUUGUGAAAACAACCAGAAAUCAGUUUACCAUUGGUUGGAGUGUUCCCCCAGCCUAUGGCAACAAAGCAGACCAGUGUCUAACAGCCCCAAGGGGAGCCCUGUUAUCUGGAAUCAGGGUCCAGGUCUAUUCUGUGUUCCCACAGCAGUGCUAUCCCCCAAGAACUCUGUAGUUUCCUCUAUGUGUGCAUGGCCCCCAAGCUCCCCUUUUUGCAACUCAAUGAGGUCUGGAUUUGCUCUCCAAAAGGCUUUGCUAGUGUGUUUUAUGGGCCCUGCUGUAGGAUGGUCCUAACACAGAAAUCUAACUCCUCUUUCUCUCUCCCUCUUUCCUCUUCUCUCUAUGUGUAUAACUCUAAUGGAUUUACCAAGGACAGCAAGAGAGUUCUAAAAAUUCUAGUGUGAAGCCGAAUAGUGAUCUUUUAGUGCUUUGGGGCUGGGGUGGGCUGGGGUGGAUGGAUGGGUAACAGUGAUUUUGAUUACCCCUGCUGCUCUGCAUUUGCCAGUUAUUAUUUCGUUUCUUCUGAUUGUUUGACCUCGUCAAACAAGUGUCAAAGUUGUGUGUUUAAAAAAAUGUUUAACAACAAAACCAUGAUGUUGUAAUGACACAAAGCCUUAUGAAAAUAUUUAUGGAGUUCAAUAAAAGAAGUAAAAAGACA
Molecule: messenger RNA, 5220 nt
Organism: Mustela lutreola (European mink)
Lineage: Eukaryota; Metazoa; Chordata; Mammalia; Carnivora; Mustelidae
Gene: ARHGEF9
Product: Cdc42 guanine nucleotide exchange factor 9
Exons: 10
Coding region: 538-2109 (523 amino acids)
Molecular function (GO): guanyl-nucleotide exchange factor activity; protein binding
Source: RefSeq, a predicted model, not a curated record